AUGCCGAGCCCGACGCGAAGCCCCGAGCCGGGGCGCUAUGGCCUCAGCCCGGCCGGCCGCGGGGAGCGCCAGGCGGCCGACGAGUCGCGCAUCCGGCGGCCCAUGAACGCCUUCAUGGUGUGGGCGAAGGACGAGCGCAAGCGGCUGGCGCAGCAGAACCCGGACCUCCACAACGCGGUGCUCAGCAAGAUGCUGGGCAAGGCGUGGAAGGAGCUGAGCACGGCGGAGAAGCGGCCCUUCGUGGAGGAGGCGGAACGGCUGCGGGUGCAGCACCUGCGAGACCACCCCAACUACAAGUACCGGCCGCGCCGCAAGAAGCAGGCGCGCAAGGCCCGGCGGCUGGAGCCCGGCCUCCUGCUCCCGGGCCUGGCGCCCCCGCCGCCGCCACGUGCGGCCGCCCGGGCCCGCCGAGGGCUGCGCAACUUCUCCGCGCCCCCGGACUUAUUCGGGGCGAGGAGGACGCUGGGCUUCCAGCAGGAAAGUGACAUCAGCGCGCCCCUCCGAGCUAGGACUCCUGCCAUGUGUGAGGCCACGGGGCCUCGGUCGCGGAGGGGGACCGAGCGCGGUGGCCGCGCCGGACACCGAUCACACUAA
Messenger RNA from Leptonychotes weddellii (Weddell seal), 594 nucleotides. The record is from RefSeq and is a predicted model, not a curated record. Lineage: Eukaryota; Metazoa; Chordata; Mammalia; Carnivora; Phocidae.